AUGCAUCGGUGGGAUGUCCCGUGCCUGCCCACCAUGUAUGGUGUAAUGAGGGCAGCCCAGAUCUACGGGGGCACCAAGGGCGCAAAGCACCUUCCGUGGAACGAGACGGUGUGUAAACACCGCGGGGAUGAGAAGUGCUCACUCACACCUACUUGGGAAAAACAAAGACUGGAUUCAAGAAAACAAUUGUUGAAGUGA
Messenger RNA from Auxenochlorella protothecoides, 198 nucleotides. RefSeq lists its product as hypothetical. The transcript has a single exon. The coding region runs from base 1 to 198 and encodes 65 amino acids. NCBI's taxonomy places the organism in Eukaryota, Viridiplantae, Chlorophyta, Trebouxiophyceae, Chlorellales, Chlorellaceae. The record is from RefSeq and is a predicted model, not a curated record.